AAGAUAUAUGAGUUUUAUUUUAUUAUAUGAUAUCCACAACUUCGUUUUGCUUUUGUUUGUAGAAGACAGUCAAGUAGGCACAUGUCACACAAUAUGGGGUAGGCCCAUCAGAUGUUCGCCGGCUAUACCUGUGGCUUUAUGUAUCUGCAUUUUUGACAUACUAAAAUAAAGAGCGCGGUUAAGAGAUGAGUGGCGAGCCUGAUAAAAACAAGGAAUUCUAUGAGCAGCUGCGCUUAGAAGAGCUCUAUGGAGAAAACCGUUCAGACCCUGACAAACCUUAUACUUAUGUUGACCCUGAAGAUGGGACAGUCUAUGACUGGGAUCAUGAUAAAAAGGCUUGGUUUCCAAAGAUAACAGAUGAUUUUAUUGCAGCUUAUCAGGCCAAUUAUGGUUUUAAUGAAGAUAGUUCUGCCAAUGCUUCUGGAUCAGCUGUGACCACGGAAUGCAACCCAACUCAGGAAAAGGAUUUUAAAGUUGCCCCAGCAGAGGGCGCAGAAAUUCAACAGCGUAAAGGAAAAGGAGAAAAGCGUAAACCAGAUCCAGGAUGGUUUGAUGUGGAUAAAGAGAAAAACACAAAUGUUUAUGUGUCAGGACUGCCUCCAGAUAUCACACCUGAUGAAUUUGCAGAAAUGAUGUCCAAAUGUGGGAUUAUCAUGCGUGAUCCAGUUACAGAGGAAUUCAAAGUAAAGCUUUAUAAAGAUGCCCAAGGAAAUCUGAAAGGGGAUGGUUUAUGCUGCUAUCUUAAGAAAGAAUCAGUUGAAUUGGCUGUGAAACUGAUAGAUGAAUCAGAAAUUCGAGGAUAUAAGCUACAUGUGGAGUCAGCACACUUUGAGCUCAAAGGAAAGUAUGAUGCCAGCAAGAAAAAGAAGAAGAAUAAGGAUUACAAAAAGAAACUCCAGCAGCAACAGAAACAACUUGACUGGAGGCCAGAGAAGAAACAAGGUGAAACUCGAUAUAGAUUUGAGCGAGUUGUGAUCAUCAGGAAUAUGUUUCAUCCUAAAGAUUUUGAGGAAGACCCAUUGGUUCUCAAUGAGAUCAGUGAAGAUCUAAGAACAGAAUGCGAGAAGUUUGGUCCAGUUAAAAAAGUUGUCAUCUUUGAUAGACAUCCAGAUGGUGUGGCUUCAGUAGCAUUUAAAGAGCCAGACCAGGCAGAUGGAUGUAAAUUGGCACUACAUGGUCGCUGGUUUGGAGGAAGGCAGCUAACUGCAGAACUGUGGGAUGGUGUGACAGAUUAUCAGGUUGAAGAAACAACUAGAGAGAGAGAGGAGCGACUGAAAGGUUGGACAUCAUUCCUUGAAAGUGACGUUAAAGAAUCUAGUACAGAUAGUUCCCAUACGUCUAAAGUAGAAACCCUGGCUACACCCAUGAAAAGUGAAGAAUUACAUACCAACAAGAAGGAUCCAUCAUUAUUAAAAGGUUCAGAUCUGGACAAUGGUAACAAAGAAGAAAAAGCACAAGGAAAUGGUGAAAAUAUUUUGUUAACACAUGGUGCAGAUUCUACAGAUAGCAGUCUGGCUGGGAGUGAGGAUGAGCCAGAUGAGGAAACAUCUUAAGACCUAAAGGAAUAUUUAAGAAGGAUUAUUAGUACCUGGCUUGAAGAAAAAGGUGAUAGAAAUGUCUUAAGGAGAUUGUUGUUCUUAAUUUAAUAUUGCAAAGCAAUGAACUGCUAAACUAGGAAAACAGCUGCAGUUAAAAGUGAAGCCUAAAGUGCGCUGCAGAACAGAAAUGCACUUCUCUGUUUCUGUGGGUGUUAUUUCUUUUGCUGUUAAUGAGCAAUUUGAUCAUUGUAGUUAACAUUGUAAUGUUAUCAAUUGGAGUUUGAGUUGUAUUUUAUACAUUUCUAAAAGUGUCAGUGGGAAUUGAAAUAUAUUUCCUGUGUCUAAGGAGGCUACUGAAAAGACCACAUCAGUCUCUCUUUUUGAUCAUUGGGUAAGUAUCAUAAACUAGAAGUCGAAGGAACCAUUUUAUUUUUUAAUUAACCUGAUUCAACAAAGCAUUGAGGCUUAAACUACUUCCUGAGAGUAUACAGUUUAUACUAUUAUUUUUUUUCUUUGUUGUUUUAAUAUGUCAAUUAUAAAUCCACAUGCUGGGUUUUAUUAAAAAAAAAAAUUAACAUAAAUGAAUAACUUCACAUCACUUCUAGGUCAUGUGUGACAAAGGCUCAGUAAAUAUACAUCAUGAAAUACCAUAGUGUUUUUUAACUUUUAUGGUAGCUAUUAAAAACUUAGCCAGUACUUGAAUUGUUUUCCAUUGUUAGAUUAUUUUCACAGUGUUGUAACAGUGCAUUAGAUUAACAAAAUGCUUUAUAUAUCUAAUGUUUUGCGUAUUUUAAAAAUGUAUGCUCAACAAAUUAGCUAGACCAGUACAGUGGUGCAGUUCUUAGAGCUGUUGCUUCACAAAGUUAGGUGACUGGCUUCAAAUCCCCUCUUGGACAUUAUUUAUGUCAAAUUUACAUGUUAUCCUCAUGUGUACAUUGUUUUUUCCUGGGUAUUUCAUUUUUCUUUUUAUAUGCUGAAAGGUGCAUAAUACAUUAAUUGCCCUACA
Polypterus senegalus (gray bichir) is the source of this 2544-nucleotide messenger RNA. It is a transcript of the gene htatsf1, whose product is annotated as HIV-1 Tat specific factor 1. Gene Ontology annotation, molecular function: RNA binding. Gene Ontology annotation, cellular component: U2 snRNP; U2-type spliceosomal complex. The record is from RefSeq and is a predicted model, not a curated record. The coding region runs from base 186 to 1553 and encodes 455 amino acids. Gene Ontology annotation, biological process: mRNA splicing, via spliceosome. The transcript has 10 exons. Lineage: Eukaryota; Metazoa; Chordata; Cladistia; Polypteriformes; Polypteridae.